Messenger RNA from Ylistrum balloti, 1320 nucleotides. RefSeq lists its product as uncharacterized. Lineage: Eukaryota; Metazoa; Mollusca; Bivalvia; Pectinida; Pectinidae. The coding region runs from base 1 to 1320 and encodes 439 amino acids. The record is from RefSeq and is a predicted model, not a curated record. The transcript is spliced from 7 exons.
AUGGUUUACAGUUCCUGUCACGUGCGCAUGCCAAUUUCCUUGAAAGUGUGUUCAUUGGUGAGCACAACUUUUGGUAUAAUGAUUUGCACAUUUUUAAUACAUUUCGAGUACUUUAAACCAGUAUGGAAGCACAAUCACAGCAGGUUACAAGAUUCGACCUUACUUUCUGUGUUUUCUGCAGUGGUACACAUUGAAGAUGAAAGCCAAAUAACCUUAAAUGUCUGGGAUGGGUCAAAGGACAAAAGCUACAAAUGUUGUAUUUUGAUUUCUAAAGAGCAGCUAAUUCAAGUUUUUGCAAAACCACUAAAUGGUGAAUACAAAGAAAACCUUAUAUCUGCUCGACAAUACAGAUGUUCCUUAUCGUCUAUUCAAAAACUAUUGAUUUCCGUUGCUAUGAUACCAGCUUCUAAGAAAUGUGCAAUGACUGAACAGUUUACAAAUGUUAUCUAUCCCCCAAAGCAAAGAACACCCAACAGAUUUGUUAUCUAUUCCGUGGUAACACAAGAUGUCAGUCCUAUGCAAUUAAUCGAAUGGCUCGAGUAUUAUAAAUCUACAGGAGUAGAAAACAUAUACUUGGUACUUCAGCUUCCAGAUGCACAAGUUAUGACAGUGUUAAGUUACUAUAUGAGAAAUGGAUUUCUGGAUAUUCAGGAAUUCCCUUUCCCGUUACCCGGCAGAUCACACGAUGACGUCGAUCGUAGUUUCUUCACGACGACUAACGAUUCUGUCCGUUAUCAGUUAGACCAGGACAAGCGCGUGGCUCUGUUCCAUUGUAUGGAAUACCUGCGUGGCUUUGGAUAUGCAGCCAAUAUAGAUGUAAAUGAGUUCAUCUUACCACAAGAAUGGAAAAUGAUGUUUUAUUUUCUAGAGGAUACAUUUGAGAAGAACUACCCAGACGCGGCGGGGGUCAAAAUGAAACGGGUACAAAGCACAAAUUAUCAGGCGAAUCCACAAGGCAAAAACGACAGUGACAACAUCAAGUAUAGUAUCAUCCACAUUCCUGGACGUGUGCUUACCACUAGCAGCGACAUGAUCAUACCACAGAAAAAUUACGUUGUGUAUACACUACCAGACGACAAAGGAGUUGUGCAUUAUGUCAAGCACUGUGCGGCUAUGUGGAUAAUUUGCAUAAAAAACCGCUCGUCAUCAACACUGAAGUUAUAUCAUUCAAGAAGCGAAUUAGAACGAAAAUGUUUAACUAUAGCAGCUAAAUUAUAUCUGAGUGCAUAUAAUACAAAACGUCGAUACAUAUGCCUUACCUUCAUGUCACACGCUGAAACAGAGAUAAUAAAAAUAAUGUUGAAUAUUUGUAAUAUGUAG